AUGAUAGAGCCAACUAGUAGUGAUGUUGUAAUGGAAACAGUUCUGAAAAUCGGCGAUUUAAAGGCGAUGGGCUUAAUACAUAAUACUCCUGUUGGCGCUGUAGAAGCACUUCUCGAGGCUGUUCAUGUUUAUACCGGCUUGCCAUGGUGGAGUACAAUACUUUUUACAACAUUUGCAAUGCGUGUACUCUUUUUACCCCUUCUCAUCAAUUCGCAACGAAACACGAUCAAGUUAAUAACCUUACAACCAAAGAUUGAGCAGUUGAUGGAAGACUUUAAAAAGGCAAAAAAUAAUGGUGAUAAUAGCUUAAUGAUGCGUAAGCAUCAACAAAUAAGAGAAUUUUAUACUGAAAAUAAAAUUAGUCCAUGGAAAAAUUUCUACCUUAUUGCUUUACAAACACCGGUGAUGAUCAGCUUUUUCCUUGCCGUAAAAAAAAUGUCGGAAUUUCCUGUGCCAGGCUUUGAAAGUGGUGGUAUUUUAUGGUUCCAGAAUUUAACCAUUCCGGAUCCAUAUUAUAUUUUACCUUUAUUAAUGUCAGCAACUUUUAUAGCAAUGAUGGAGACAAGCGAUGCCGCUCGAAUCAAUACUCCGAAAGCACAGACAAUGAAAUGGGCCUUUCGUGGUGUAACUGUGAUAUCUAUACCGGUUGCAAUGUCUUUGUCUUCAACGAUUCGUAGAUAUUUAGAUUUGCCUGCUAUGCCACAGAUGUUAAAAAAAGCAGAGAAAAAGCCUUUUCAGGAAUCUUUAAAACAAUGGAAUUCUGAUGUACGCAAAAAUGUAAGAGGUCAACAAAAAAGACCUGAAAGAUUGUAA
Cetraspora pellucida is the source of this 813-nucleotide messenger RNA. The record is from the annotation of a GenBank genome assembly. Lineage: Eukaryota; Fungi; Glomeromycota; Glomeromycetes; Diversisporales; Gigasporaceae.